Oryzias melastigma (Indian medaka) is the source of this 1252-nucleotide messenger RNA. RefSeq names its product progestin and adipoQ receptor family member 4. Gene Ontology annotation, molecular function: signaling receptor activity. NCBI's taxonomy places the organism in Eukaryota, Metazoa, Chordata, Actinopteri, Beloniformes, Adrianichthyidae. The coding region runs from base 178 to 999 and encodes 273 amino acids. The record is from RefSeq and is a predicted model, not a curated record. Gene Ontology annotation, cellular component: membrane. The transcript is spliced from 3 exons.
UCAACAGGUUGCUUUAUCUGAGUUCCACCUGUCCGACGAUGGUUCUCAGGGUAGAGGAGUUUCUGCCUGGUCAUGGUUACAGCAUGACGGUGAGUCCAGCCUCUAGUAGGAUGUUAGGUUAGAGGAACUUGUAGUUAUAUAAAUGUGAGGGCGCUGGCUGGCUGGCUGCAGGAAGUCAUGAUGGGGCUUUACCAAGGACCGCGGCUCCUGGACUUUGCAAAGACCCCUCCGCAUUUGCAGUUCAACAAGUACGUCCUCACCGGUUACCGGCCGGUGUCCACGGCGCAGGAGUGCCUCAGGAGCCUCUUCUACAUGCACAAUGAGCUGGGAAACAUUUACACUCACGGAAUCCCCUUCCUCCUCUUCCUGGUGCUGCUGCCUCUCAGUAUUCCAUGGGAGGAGGUGGACAGCACCUGGAUUUGUGUGGUCCACUACCUGGCCUGCCUGUGUCCCACCGUCGGCUCGGUGCUCUACCACUUGUUCAUGAACCAUGUGGGGGGAGAGCACGUGUACGACACCCUGCUGUCCCUGGACAUGUUCGGAGUCUGCCUGGUUAACACACUGGGGGCACUCCCAAUCAUCUACAUUACCCUCCUCUGCUACCCCGCCGUGCAGCAGACCGCCCUGCUGGCGUACAUCCUCCUCUCAGCCCACGGCAUCUACUACGCCACCACAGCCCGCACAAACGUCACGCGGCUGAAGGCGUUCGUCUGGCAGGCCCUGUUCCGCUUCGUCCUCUUCCUGUUCCGGGUCUACGGGAACGGCGUCGGCAGCCCCAACUCCCUGCGCCUCUUCGUCACCAUGGAUGCUUUCGCCGUGCUGGGUGGACUGGUCAACAUCAUCCAGAUUCCAGAGCGGUUUAGCCCGGGCUUGUUUGACAACUGGGGCAACAGCCACCAGAUAAUGCAUGUGAUGGUCAUCUGCUCGAUUAUCUACCUGCACUGGGGCACCAUGGAGGAUUUAAACUGGAUUAAGUCCUUCCAGUGUCCUACCGGGUGAUAGACGUGCAGCUGGCUCACCUUAAGGCUUUUGCACGAAGGGAAGAGUUUUAAAUAUUGCACUUUAGUCUUCCCAGAAGUCUCUAAUCUAGCCUUUAUGCCACAGAAGAAUUAAAGGAACCCAAAGUUUUGUCACUGCUGAGCUUCAAUAUUGCUGUAUUUAAUGGAAACUCCUGAACAUACUUGAUUUAGUUUGAUUUGCAGUAGCUUUUGACCAAACGGGUCAUUAAACUGAGUUUUAACUGUACAUAAUA